This is a messenger RNA of Doryrhamphus excisus (bluestripe pipefish), 3870 nucleotides long. It is a transcript of the gene fbxo31, whose product is annotated as F-box protein 31. NCBI's taxonomy places the organism in Eukaryota, Metazoa, Chordata, Actinopteri, Syngnathiformes, Syngnathidae. Gene Ontology annotation, cellular component: SCF ubiquitin ligase complex. The record is from RefSeq and is a predicted model, not a curated record. Gene Ontology annotation, molecular function: protein binding. Gene Ontology annotation, biological process: SCF-dependent proteasomal ubiquitin-dependent protein catabolic process.
CAGCGCUAAAAAACGAAUACAGUUGUGUCAACACCAGCUACCUUGUCUUCAGUCACGGAGGACAAGUAUUUUUGAAGCUCCACAGAACUGUCGCCAUCUGACAGGGUACCGAAAAUGGCCCCCGGGCCGCACGUUUGGACACCAUGUAGUCUCACAUGACGUGGACUGCUUCCGCUUCACUUGCUAAACCAGCAGAGAGGAGAUAAGCAGCACGCCGCAGCGCCAAGAAGAGUGCGAGUGAUGUAAUGUCGCCCGCUUGCUGACCACGGAUGGCUGUUUGUGCCAGGCUGUGCGGAGUGGGUCAGUCGCGGAGGUGCCGGAGGCGACCGCGACAGAACCAACAAGACCGGGGCAGCGAUUCGGACAUGGAUGAGGAAGAAGAGGAGCGGAUCGUGGGACAGAGGCGAGGCGACGCCGGUGGUGGUGGUGAGGCCCCGGAGAGCGGCGUCGUCGUCGAAACCGCAGGGCCGAGUCGGGUGCACUGCAGCGGGGCUGACAGCAGACUACACGGCGUGGGACUACCGCACCCGCAGGCUUUGUCGGAAUUACCACCGGAGCUUUUGGUGGAGAUAUUCUCCUUGCUUCCCGGAACUGCACUGCCGAAUGUCGCCCUCGUCUGCAAGACGUUUAGACAAAUCCUCAAUACAGAAACCAUCUGGAGAAGGCGGUGCAUGGAAGAGUUUCACAUGAAGGAGGAUGUGAGGAAGAUGGAAGUCGGAGGAGUGUCGAGCCGUGACCUAUAUGUGAAACGUGUUAACCCACGAGUGAAGUCUGGGCGCUUUAUGAAGCUCCUCCCGGACUACGAGCAUAUGGACUAUAAAGACGUGUACACGCACUUGCUUCAUCCGUACAGACACAUUUUGGGCCUGUGGCAGCCUGACAUCGGCCCUUACGGGGGAUUACUCAAUGUUGUGGUCGACGGGCUGUUCAUCAUUGGAUGGAUGUAUUUGCCACCACAUGACCCGCGUGUGGAGGAUCCCAUGAGAAGGCGACCGCUCUUUCGUAUCCACAUGUGGGACAGCAAAAAGGCCACUGUGGAGUGUAUGUAUGGACACAAGGGUCCCCACAAAGGAGACAUCCAGACCGUAAAAAAGGACGAAUUCUCCACAAAAUGUAAUCAAACAGAUCAUCACCGCAUGCCAGGAGGCAGACAGGAGGAGUUCAGGACAUGGUUGGAGGAAGAAUGGGGCCGGACGCUAGAAGAAAUCUUCCACGAGCACAUGCAGGAGCUCAUCCUGAUGAAGUUCAUAUACACCAGUCAAUAUGACAAUUGCCUGACAUACCGGCGCAUCUACUUGCCUCCUGCAAUGCCGUCCGACUUGACUCAGCCAGGACUCUUUAAAGGCACCUACGGCAGUCACGGUUUGGAGAUAAUCAUGCUCAGCUUCCAUAGGAACUCUGCAAGAGCCACCAAACUCACUGGAGACCCCAACGUUCCUGCCGGGCAACUGACAUUGGAUAUUGACUUGAGCCAGCCUCUAAUCCUCCCAGACUUGGAGCAUCAGCGCAAUAUAGAGGAGCUGUCACGACUCGUAUUGGGGGUACACGAACAAGUACAGAGAGAGGCGAGGGGAGAUGCCGCCGCCCCAGUGAGAGUCCCCGCCGAGGGAGCUUGUAGUGAAGCAGACGGGGUGGAAGCCAAUAAUGGCGUCGAUUCAGACGGUUGCCAGGUGGGUCCGAGUGGAAGCAGCGGUCCUCCGGAGAUCCAGCCCUUUAUUUUGCCUUUAGGAGUCAUGGCUCGGAAUGAGGUGUACCCUCGCACUUGCAGGAAAUGCUUCUACGGGACAGGCUUGAUCGCGGGGCAUGGCUUCACAAGUCCAGAACGCACCCCUGGUCUUUUUGUGCUGUUCGAUGAGGAUCGUUUCGGGUUCAUCUGGCUGGAGUUGAAGUCAUUUAGUCUCUACAGUCGACUGACGGACCGCCUAGCCCACGCACAUGCCCCAAAUAUGGAGCGAUUUGAGGCCAUGCUCCGCAACAUGCAGUCUUGGACAUCCUGAUGAUCCAAGCUUUAAGUCCCUUCAGGGAAUACAAUGCAUAAUAAUAAUAAUAAUAAUAAUAUACAGUACAUUAUACCCAAGUAACCUCGGCAUCCCCCUUCUUCCGCAGCGGUACAUAUUAGCACAUGACAUGAUCUGUUCCAUCUAUUUCUGUUUUUUAAACAUUUAGUUUUCCCACUUUGCUUUUUGGAAGGCAUCGUGAGGUUACUCCAGGAAUAUUUUGUCUAUUUAUUUAUUUAUUUAUUUAUUCCCACCAGGAGGAAAAACAUAUGCGCAAACUCAAUGUGCCUCUGAUUUUAAAACCACGCCCGUACUUGGUAGCGUUUGAGAAGGUAAUGGCGUGUAAUCCAUUUUAAUUCAAUACCCAUUUUAUUCAGCUAUAGCUGCUUUUUAGUUAAUUUUUUUUUUGGCUAAAUACGUCAUUGGUUCAAAAAAAAAAAAAAAAAAAAGCUUCUCAGGUACAUUUUUUUUGCCCCAAAAUUAGGAAUAAUUGUAACAUUGGUUAAGUAAAGAAAUUUUAAUAAUUAACCAGCAGAAAUAAAGCAAGAUUUCUAACAGGGCUACCUUUCAACUGUUGGCUCUUAUCAAACAAUCUGUUUUUUUUUUUUGCUCUUUGAGCUUUCGUGAUUAGAUUUUCAGUGAAAUGCUCCAAAACGUUAUUUCCCCACACCUUUUGUAUAAUGGAAAAUAUUAGCAAAGUAUAACAUAAGCUAUACAUACACUGGAUUUAUUCAAUGUAUGAAAUUCGUGGGUUUCUGUAAAAAUGCUAAAUUGCAGCCUAUUAUUUGAAAUGUACUACUUUUGCUGUUUAUUGCAAUGUUUGCUUGGGCUUUUACUGGAAAACUUCCUCUAAUUUUUUUUUUUUGUGCAUCCACAGCUGUUAAGCUAUAUUAAUAUUUGAGAAACCCACAAAUGAAUCUUGAAUUAUACCAAAUACUGUACAUGUACUGUAUGUUUGUGUGUCUUGUCAUGGCUUAAUGACGUCGCCCAGUAGCUUUCCUACAACAAGUGCACUUUUCUGGGCAGUAUAGUAACUGAUAUCUAAAUACACUGCACACACUGGGCAGCAUAUUUGCAGUAGACUGCAGCUAUAUAAACAUUUGCAAAAAAAUAAAAUAAAAAUAAAUGCUUGAGCAUCUUUAAACUAAUUUUGCCCUGUUUAUCUGAACCAAAAUAUAUGGUUCCAUACAUUUUCCUAUCUUGAAGUUAUCUGUGCUAUUUGAAUAAUUCACCUUACUGUUGCUUUGUAUUAUGUAUUAGGGCUAAUGUGGUAGUUAAUAAGCAAGCUAAUGUACUUUUCAGUCUGUUUUUUUCUUCCCUGUAAUUCUGUCAUUUUUCAUUACAUUGCAAUUCCUCCUUGACUGGUCUUUUACCUCAAGUGCCAUGGAGUAAAACCGCACAUCUUCCAUCCAAAACAACCGUCUUUACUUUUAAAAAUCCAUGUCUGGUUCAAGCUGCACUGCAAGAAGUGAAAUCUAAGGAAAAUUUAAGCUAAUCGUUAUCGUAUAUCGAUAUCGUAUUAAAAAUAAGCUUUCACCAGAACAAGAAAGUUUAAAUUGUCAGCAGUGUUAAAUGUCGGUUUUUAAAAACUAUAUUAAGUCAUACUGUUUCGGAAUUAUGACAGUUUUAGGGCCACAUUCAAGAAAAAGUGAAGUUGUAAAUGAACGAAAAUAAAGCCGUAAAAAGUCCCAAUUUUUAUAGCUGUCUCAAGUAAUGCCUGUUUGGACGAAGUGUUAAAAUAAAUCAGAGAUUUCGAGAAUAAAGUUGUAAAUUCAUGAGAAAAAACUUGUAAUAUUAUGAGAGUAAAUUUGUACGUUUACAAGACAAAAACUCUUCUGACUUUGUUACAGGCAUUGCCUGAGACAGCUAUGAA